AUGACUUGGUUCUAUGAACUCUUCACAUUCAUAAUAGUCUGCUUUCUGCGUUCAUGCCGACCUGACGACUCCAAUACCAUUGGUAAGCGUCAAACCUUGGGUACGAGCAGUUUCGAAGACCGUUUCAGCGUAGCCACCACCUGCAGAGGCUGGGGAUGGUCGUCAGUGGUGCUUGCGACUGUGACUCAGAAGGAGGUGGCGCGCAUGGAAUCAGUCACUGCGACGUCCCAGGCAUUUUUCUCGUCGAAAAGUUAUGUCCAGCAUGACAUGGAAAGUAGAAACCUCGAGGAUGAAUGUGUAUAA
Molecule: messenger RNA, 303 nt
Organism: Suillus subalutaceus
Lineage: Eukaryota; Fungi; Basidiomycota; Agaricomycetes; Boletales; Suillaceae
Exons: 2
Coding region: 1-303 (100 amino acids)
Source: RefSeq, a predicted model, not a curated record